AUGGUUUCUGCCGUUUCUGGUAGAAAAUUGAAUCUAGAUAAUUAUAGAAGAGAUUAUGUUUGCCACAUCAAAAAUUUAAAUUGUCUUGCUAAAAUAAAAAUAGUUAUUAAAAAGACAACAGUUAAUACCAUUAAAAAGGAUCAUUUUAUUAAAGAAGGGCUUGUUGCUGAAAUUAGUCUUCAUACAAUACAUGCACACAUAUUAAAAUCAGCUGAAGCUUUAAGCAAUUUAAAAAUAUUUGACGAAGUCAGAAAAGAGUUUGAAAAUUACUUCAAUGAUGGUCUAGGUAUAAGUGAUGCUAUAAUAUACCAUGAAUGUAAACUUGAACUAGAAGGAGAUGAGAGUAUUUUAGCCAAUGCAUCGUUAAAUCCUAAGUACAGAAUUGUACAAUACUUGCAUGACAUUUGGUGGAAAACUAAUUUAGGACCAAGAAUUGGAAAUGGUGUUAUUGAGUGAUUAUUACAAAAGGUCAAUCAUUUCAUGACUAUAACGCUGGUUUUGAAUUAUCUCAAAAAUGCUUUGAUCUAGAUGAAUUUAAAAGGCAAAAGUAUCCUAAAAUAUUUAUUACUGAUGACAGUGAGGCUGAA
Messenger RNA from Rhopalosiphum maidis (corn leaf aphid), 587 nucleotides. RefSeq lists its product as uncharacterized. Bases 1 to 456 code for a protein of 151 amino acids. The transcript is spliced from 5 exons. Lineage: Eukaryota; Metazoa; Arthropoda; Insecta; Hemiptera; Aphididae. The record is from RefSeq and is a predicted model, not a curated record.